Messenger RNA from Verticillium nonalfalfae, 3330 nucleotides. RefSeq lists its product as uncharacterized. Gene Ontology annotation, biological process: retrograde transport, endosome to Golgi; intracellular protein transport. Gene Ontology annotation, cellular component: Golgi membrane; cytosol; Ric1-Rgp1 guanyl-nucleotide exchange factor complex. Gene Ontology annotation, molecular function: protein binding. Bases 1 to 3330 code for a protein of 1109 amino acids. The transcript is spliced from 4 exons. The record is from RefSeq and is a predicted model, not a curated record. NCBI's taxonomy places the organism in Eukaryota, Fungi, Ascomycota, Sordariomycetes, Glomerellales, Plectosphaerellaceae.
AUGUACUGGCCCAUCGGCACUCCAAAGACCUACGCGACGAGUAGUAGUUCUGGACCCGAGUUCAACCUCGUCGUCUCUGAAGAUGGCAUCACCAACCCCUUUGACCGAGCCUCAAUAAACGAGCCACCGCAACACCCAUACGUAUCCUCGACCGAACCCUGCCAUGAGAACGGGGCGCAAAAUGCACUGCCGGAACCAUCUGUCGAGUCGACGACUCCCCUAACGCCCGCUACGCCCGCAACACCUGCAGUUCAGUCCGUGGAGCGAGGCGAUCCAGAUCAACCCGAUUCCGCAGCAUUCGCGUCAACGCAGAUACCCGACGCUGUGAAGUUGCCCCUCAAAGAUCCUGUCCUGGCACUGCGAACUUCCCGGAGUGGAUCGCUGUUUGCCGUCAUCACAGCGACCUCAAUGGCUGUUUGGCAGACAAAGCCUACCGCUAUCCUCGCCGUCGUCGUUCGAUCUGUGUCGUCCCUCAGUACCUAUGGCGAGAAUUUCGAUCUGCUUAUGCGUCCCGACUCGGCCAUCCUGGUUGUCCACACGACACAGGGCUAUCUCAUCACGUACUCCCUCGCCACAGACUCCGAGGCCCACGUUUACAAACCCUACUUCCCCAGCUAUGCCAAUAUACAAAGGCGCCGCCAAAUUCACGCCGGACCUGGAGGUAGUGCACCCGACCAAUUUCUAUGGGGCCCGGGCGAGGGAGCGGGCGUUCGCGAUGUCAGCGUUCGUUUCAGGAUGGUUAUCAAGGUGGAUGCAGGAAUCGAGAGCGCACUUGCUCUCGAUGACGAACUGGUGGUGGCAACAAGGAAGCCAGCAGCUGUGCAAUGCAUCCGAUGGACUCCCGACAACAGCGGAAGCCAGACCAAGACUGAGAUGAUCAGUCGUAUGGGGUGGUUGGACAAGAAGAUCACCAUAACGGAGAUGACCCAUGACCGGCCGAUGAACCUGUCGACGUGGAUCACCAGCGAUGGCAAGGCGCAUGCUGUCCAACGUGUGUCAGCCCGAAAGUUAGCCGACGGCGAGGCAGAUCCAAAAAAGCUCUUCAAGGGUUACUGCUUCCACUCACCUCGGGGCAAGUUCGAUCACGCUCGACGUGCUGUCAUCAAUGCAAGGUUCUCCCUUAUAGCAGUCGGCUGUGCCAAUGGCAGCAUUCAUGUAUAUUCAGCACGCGACUACGCUGGCAACAUCCCAUCGUCUCAUAUCCACACACUCCCUGUUUCCCACACUGUCUCAGGCGCCCUUACAACGCUGAGCUACUCGCCAGAUGGCUAUUGCCUCUUCGCUGGGUUCGAGAAAGGGUGGGCAACAUGGAGCGUAUAUGGCAAGCUUGGAAGCCACAGCUUCAAUUUCGAUGGCUCGGUUGCAGAGACGGCUGGCGAAGACUGGCUUUCAUCUGUCAUUGACGCUGUGUGGCUUGGAGGAGGCUCAGAGUUGUUGAUAGCAAGUCGGGACCGCGAAGCCAUAUGGGCGAUAGAAAUGGCCAGGAGUGCGGUAGCAGGCUGCUACAACUCUGCGAACCUGCUCCGCACCGUCUUACAAACGAGCACCAGUGUCAUGAUAUACCGUGGCUACGAUGUCCCCGACCUGGCCUCCAUAUCGGCAGAACCCUUCCUUUGGCACACAGCCGAAAUCCCGCCAGCAUAUCUGCUCAACCAGUGGCCAAUACGGCACACUGUCAUUUCUCCUGAUGGUCGUUACGUCGCCGUGGCCGGCAGGCGUGGACUGGCACACUAUAGCGUGAACAGUGGACGGUGGAAGACCUUUUUGAAUGAGGCCGCCGAGAACGAGUUCCAAGUUAGGGGUGGCAUGUGUUGGUACCAGCAUAUCCUCGUAGCUGCGGUUGAGGUCAACCGGACGCAUGAGAUACGACUGUACUCCAGAGAAGCCGCUUUGGACGGUUCGAUGGUUGUGCAUUCCCAGCCAGUAUCUGCCCCUAUCGUUCUGAUCACAACGUCGGGUGAAGACUCGCUUCUGGUGUACACUUACGAAAAUCUACUGUACCACUUCAUCUUUACGCCUUAUGCCGGUUCGGUGAGAUUGGUGCAACUCGGUCAGAUUGCAUUCCAUGGCAUCGUCAGGUCCCCAGCCAGAGUGCGUGGGCUAAGCUGGAUCCUACCAGAAAGCCAGCUUGUCGACGGCGACCCAUCGCAGGAUGUUGCCGUGGCUUCCGUGCUAUUCCUGGUCGAUGCGAAGCUUGUUCUACUGUGCCCGUCCGUGAAUAGCGAAGGGCAUCUCAAGUACGACAUGAGGGUCAUCUCGCAAAACGUCGAGUUUUAUGCCAGCAUGAGGGACCAGCCGGCCCAGGACGUCCUUGCUUCGUCUCCGCAAAACAACUCGACGAAGACUGUGGACACAAGCUUGAGGAAUGCGCUGUGGGUGUUUGAUGGCACCGAGUUCAAAGUGUGGCCCGAAAUGCAGGAUGUCAUGCGGGCAGCAUCCGGCGAAUCCUCUGGCGACCUUCCCGCGACAGUCUCCAUACCGAUUGACUUCUAUCCUCUCUCAACUCUGCAAGCCAAGGGUAUUCUUCUGGGUGUGGAAGCUGACUUGGUACAAAGGCGUGACCUGAACUUCUCCCUUUUCCGGUUCACCAUCAGGACACAUCUUUUCCUACCCAAUAUUCUUCGUUUCCUCCUCGUGGACAACAGAUCUGCCGAUGCUGUCAGCCUGGCACAGCAGUUCCAGCAUCUCGAAUAUUUUCCUCAUGCGCUAGAGAUGUUGCUCCAUCAGGUACUGGACGAUGAGGUAGACUCUGCGCCCGUGCCAGAGAAAGCGAUUCUUCCACGAGUGCUGUCGCUCCUGUCCUGUUUCAAGGAGUACCUCGAUAUUGUUGUGCAGUGCACGAGAAAGACAGAAGCAAGGCAGUGGCGGACUCUGUUCGCCUACCUGCCGCCGGUGCAGGAGCUAUUUGAAGAGUCUCUUCUCCGUGGCUCACUCAAGACAGCCGGGGGCUACCUGAUUAUUCUUCACACAUUGGAUGAAUUGGGCUCUGCCCCUGAGCAAACUGUGAGACUUCUGUCACGCGCUAUGCGCGAACAAGACUGGGAUCUUUGCAAAGAGUUGGCACGCCCCCCCACCUCACUUCCCCACGGCACCACAUGGGAUCUUGUCUUGACUGCAUCAAUCACUUCUGGUGCAGUAGACUGCUUGAACGACCGUCGCAUAGCAGAGCCGCAGCAGCACGCCCGUGAGCGCCAUAGGGCACAAGCUACCACCCUGAUUCGAGCUUUCUAUCUCACAGACUUCGACACCCAGCCAGCAAACGGCGCGACACCCUUUGGCUGGGCCACAAUACAGACCAAGAAGAAGACGCGAUUACAGUACGAGCCGUAG